Molecule: messenger RNA, 453 nt
Organism: Strongyloides ratti
Lineage: Eukaryota; Metazoa; Nematoda; Chromadorea; Rhabditida; Strongyloididae
Product: Nucleoredoxin-like protein 2
Exons: 2
Coding region: 1-453 (150 amino acids)
Biological process (GO): photoreceptor cell maintenance; sensory perception
Source: RefSeq, a predicted model, not a curated record
AUGGCAGAAUUACUUGCAGAUGUCGAAAUUGUUACACCAGGAGGAGAGAAAAUUUUGGGCAGUGAACUUCUUAAAGACACUAUUGUUGCAUUGUAUUUUACAGCUAGUUGGUGCCCACCAUGUCAAAAAUUUACUCCAAAACUAAAGAAACUUCAUGAUAAAUUACGUCAAUUAAACAAACCAUUCACUGUUGUUGUUGUAACAAAAGACAAAGAACAAGACUUGUAUGAAGAAUAUUGUGAAGAAAAAAUGGGAACUUUUAACUAUCUUGAAUUUGGCAACCCAAAACACAAAGAGUUACUAGAAAAAUACGAAAUCAAAACAAUUCCCGCUAUGAAGAUUAUUAAAAGUGAUGGCACUGUUGCUGUUAAUGACGGCGUUACAGAUGUCAGAGAGAAAGAGGACAAUCCAGAAGAAUUAUUUGACGAGUGGGAAGCUUUUGCUUCUAUUUAA